Molecule: messenger RNA, 1399 nt
Organism: Varanus komodoensis (Komodo dragon)
Lineage: Eukaryota; Metazoa; Chordata; Lepidosauria; Squamata; Varanidae
Gene: CHCHD6
Product: coiled-coil-helix-coiled-coil-helix domain containing 6
Exons: 9
Coding region: 65-829 (254 amino acids)
Biological process (GO): DNA damage response; cristae formation
Cellular component (GO): MICOS complex; mitochondrion
Source: RefSeq, a predicted model, not a curated record
GUGUGUACAUUUUGCUUUCUGCCCCGUGCCCAGGGGAGGGCUGUUUUUGCCCCCGUCCGGUGCUAUGGGGGGUAAUGGGAGUAGUCACGGCAACAGGAAGGUCUCCUUCGAGCUGGAUGAACAGGAACGAGUGCGGGUGCUACAGGGCAUCAGGCUUUCUGAAGAUGUAGUGAACCGAAUGAAAGAACCUGGACAGCCUAAAAGGGAUCAGAGCUCACCAGCCUUGUCUUCUUCACCCUUGUCACAAACUGCAGAAGGGAAAUCUAAGGUGUCUACAGGAAUCUGUCCACCAACAGCAGGAAGUUUGGGUCGAAAGCCCUCUGAGGCAGAGGAGGAUCUGUACAAGAGGUAUGAACAACAGCAGGCAAUGGUGCAAGAUGAGCUGCUCCGACUGGCCAAAAGGGAGCGGGAGGCAGUCAGUGAGAGUCUGAAUACAGCUCUCCAGCAGGAGAGGAAUAGCAUCAUGGAAGAGAAGCAGAAAGCAGCCCAGCUGCCUGCUGAUUUGGAUGCCUGGUCACAAGAGUUGCAACGGAAGGAUGAAGAGCAGAAGCGAAGAGAAAACUUCUAUAAGGAACAAUUGGCCCAUAUUGAGAAGAAGAAUACUGAAAUCUACAAGAUGACUUUGGAUCAGUACAAUGAGGCAGUCACCAAUGCAGAAGAUAAGAUCAGGCGAAGAAACACUCAACCUAUAUGUGCAAACCUACAGGAAGCAAUCCUGACUUGCUACAAUGAAAACAGGCACCAAGUCCUCAAUUGCUCAGAGCUGGUCAAGGAGUAUCAACGCUGUGUUAGGUUAGCACAAAAGGAAUUGUUGGUCCACUUCGAUUAAAGGCCACCUGCCAGCAAAGUGCAGAACAUAUGGGACCACAGACGUUCUCAGAGUCCCAGCAUUCUCUUGGAUUCAUGCUGAUGCAAAUGAGUGCCUUUUACCUUAGUGGUUCACAAAAGCACCAUGAAUCCAUAUCCAGAUGCCUAUAUGGACCAGUAUGAAUGGAUGGAUUUGGAUAUGAGGGAGAGUAAUGCUGAGCAAUGCUGGGGAACUGAUGCUCUGCAAAACAUAUGUUGCCACCAUCAUUAUUGUUCUUUCACUGAGGGAAGAAUCCCCAUACACAUAUCUUGUUUCUAAUAAGCAUUCAAGUCAGGAUCCUUCAUUGAGAAAUAAAAUUGACCCCUGUUUGUCUUCACUGUUACUCAACGUAUGCACCGGGAGAUGUUGCCUUUGUCCUUGUUCUUUGGAAUAAGGCAUCUGAGAAGUAUGAAGAAAUACCAGAAUCCCACUUGUUUAGAGUCAAUACUAAAACUAGCGAGUGCUUGUGUGUGGAUGUGUUUGACACAGACUGAGUCUCCCCUCCCUUCCCCUCCCCUCCCCCUAAAAACAAUAAAGAAUGUUUUGUGGUUA